Molecule: messenger RNA, 1564 nt
Organism: Ananas comosus (pineapple)
Lineage: Eukaryota; Viridiplantae; Streptophyta; Magnoliopsida; Poales; Bromeliaceae
Product: E3 ubiquitin-protein ligase MARCH8
Exons: 9
Coding region: 386-1159 (257 amino acids)
Molecular function (GO): zinc ion binding
Source: RefSeq, a predicted model, not a curated record
CGCCUCGUCCUUCCUCUCUCUCUCUCUCUCUCUCUCUCUCUCUCUCUCUCUCUCUCUCCUCACCGCGAAGAGAAGAGAGCCGUUGGAGAAACCCUAGUUUCCGACCCCAAACCGUAGAGAUCCGUUCGAGAUCUCGGUGGGGAUCCUCUCUCUCUCUCUCCGAUCCUUCGAAUUGGUAUGCUUCACAGCGCGGAGGGUUCGAGAAGAUCUCGAAGUGGCAUUGGAUUGCUUCUUGUUGUUGACCAAUUCAUGGACUAGUUUGGAUCUCGGAACGUGUGAUUUGGUGCAUUGCGAAUGAUGUGGAUUUUGGAGUUCUAGGGUUUUAGGAUUUUUGUUUUCUUUUGGAAUGACCAAAAGAUUUGACUCUCUUUGCUGAUGUGUGGAUAUGAUUGGAUUAUUCUUCGCGAUGCAGUUGGCAUCUCAUGGCAGUACAGCGGAAGAAGCAUUAGAGACUGAGCCUAUCCUAUCAGAUAACACCAGAACUUCCAAUGAUUCGCCACCUUCGUCUGAAAUUAGACCUGCAAGUGCAGAUGAUAUUGAAAACCUUGAUGCUGAUGAAGAGACUUGUCUUGUGAACCAAGACUUCCCACAGUGCCGAAUUUGCCUUGAUACAGGAGGUGAUGAUUUAAUUGCCCCCUGCCACUGUAGGGGUACGCAAAAGUAUGUACAUCGAUCUUGUCUUGACAAUUGGCGAUCAACAAAGGAAGGCUUUGCAUUUGCACAUUGUACUGAGUGCAGGGCUGUUUUCUUACUGCGUGCAAAUGUGCCGCCGGAUCGUUGGUGGUUAAGAUUGAAGUUUCAGCUGCUUGUUGUUAGAGACCAUGCACUCAUAUUUUUCAUUGUGCAGCUGGUCGUCGUUCUAUUGGGUAUGCUGGUUUACAAGUUUUAUGGUGAGGAAUUGCGGGAAAUGUUUGGUUAUGAAGAACAUCCAUAUGCAUUUUAUGCCAUGGCCAUACUAGCUGUUAUUCUGGUUGGCUUGCUCUAUGGAUUCUUCAUAGCCAUAAUAUGCGGACAGAGGAUUAAUGAACGCCAUUACCAUGUUCUAGCAAAGCAAGAGCUUACAAAGGAAUAUGUGGUGGAAGAUCGAGAUGGGAAUAAGAAUGUGCCGGAGCUCGACCAAAGUCACGUCAUGGAGUUGAGAAUGAUGGGACUAUAUUGAGCUAGGAAUGCACGUAUCCCACGUAUCAAGUCGCUGCUUGGACUUUUCCCUCAUGGAGCGGCUUCGCUGAUCUGGUAAAAGAUUAACAGCACAUGCUAGAUCAUCGAAUUAGAGAGAACACUAUUCAAAACCACUGCUUUAGGGGGUUUAAAAAAAAAAGUCGAGCCAAUGCAACUGCAUAUUCCUCUCAGAAACACGUGUUCUUAACUUAAUUUCAGUCAUGUACACAAAUUUUUCGUUGUAUGUAUACUAGCCGGGUUACUCUGAUCCUUUCCUUUUUUCAAUCCCACGAGUUGUGGUGUUAACUCUGAAUCAUUUGAAAACGAAGAAAAGAUGAGGAUGGAAAAGGAGAACAUGAAUAUGAAAACUGUUUCAUAUAAUUCAUUCAUUUGCUGUGUUGUAGUA